Messenger RNA from Talaromyces marneffei, 303 nucleotides. RefSeq lists its product as uncharacterized. NCBI's taxonomy places the organism in Eukaryota, Fungi, Ascomycota, Eurotiomycetes, Eurotiales, Trichocomaceae. The record is from RefSeq and is a predicted model, not a curated record. The transcript has a single exon. Bases 1 to 303 code for a protein of 100 amino acids.
AUGGCUCAUGGAGGAGCGUGGACCCUCGACCAGAUGAUAUAUCUGGUAGUCAUGAAACUGGCCACCAGAUAUGGAUGGAAGAGGGUCGCGGAGGAGUUCAGAGCGAGAUUCGGGAGUGAGGCAACCGCCAAGGACGUUGAGUCCAAAUUCAACAAGGACCUCAAAAAGUCGAAAAUAUUUCGAGUCGUGAGGGAUUGGAUAGACGCAGAAACGAUCCCGGACGACGACAUCGAUGGGGUGUGCAUCCUCCUGGAUGCACUCUUGCUCUGGGGCGAGAUCCCCUCCGAGGAUCGUGUCUUCUGA